Messenger RNA from Suricata suricatta (meerkat), 1365 nucleotides. RefSeq names its product single-pass membrane protein with coiled-coil domains 2 (gene SMCO2). Bases 1 to 1302 code for a protein of 433 amino acids. The record is from RefSeq and is a predicted model, not a curated record. The transcript has 11 exons. Lineage: Eukaryota; Metazoa; Chordata; Mammalia; Carnivora; Herpestidae.
AUGAGGUACCAAGGGAAAUGUAAAUUUGGCACUGACAUCUUGGAAGAAGUGAAAGUGGGUUAUAGAGAAUGUUACUGGAACCGUGCUUUAAAAUUUCUGGGAUCCCAGAUUGUCUGGCUAGCGCUUACUGAAGAGGGUAAUUCUGAGUGGUCAGGCCUGGAGAAAAUCUCCCACAAAAUUGCUGGAGAAACGGCUCUUAGGAAGCUAAGUGACAGGAUGUCUCUGCAGAUGAAGACAGUUGGAAAGGAACAACAGUUUGCUGAGGGAAACAAUGGCUUUCUUCAAAAUACGGAUGUGGUUGAAGGUGCAAUGCAGAAUUUGCUAAGGGAAUUUACCAAAAUGGACCGCAUAUUGGACAGAUCAGAUGUUGAGAACAACAUUUUCUCUGAAAAGCCUCAAACUGCCUUUCAUCAUGAGACAGCGACUACAAAAUGGAAUGUGUCAGAGCUUGAGGCUGAGCACCACCAGGACCUGCAAAAUGGACAGGACGAGCAAGGAACAAAUCAGCUUCAACAUGAGGAUCCUCAAGUGUCCACAUCUCUGCAGUUUUCAGAGGAGAACAUCCCUGAACUGAGUCAGGAGAACAUGUUCCUCAAGCUAAACCACUGGAAUACACAGAUGGGUCUACAAGUGACAGAACUUGAAGCUGAUCACAUAGACUGGAUGGAGAAAAUUAACAAUAUUAUGCAAAAAGUAAACCUAAGAGAAAACACAGUGAAGAGCUUAUUGAAUGAGGUGAUGUCUCUGGAGAGCCAUAUUGAAAAGCUGGAGUCACAAAAAGACUUUGACCCUGAUAAGGGGGCAAAUAUUGAGGAGAAGAUCAUGGAAAUUAAAAAGCAACUAGAAGAAAUGGAUAACAAAUGUGUCCAGGAAGAUGCUUAUAAUGAAGCUCAUGAAUUAAAGGAGAAACUCAUUGCAAGAAUAAAGAACUUUUACAAAAAUAUGACUCUGCUGAAUACAAAGCUGGGGACGUACCAAAUGCAAGAAGGGAAAACAGACUCUCAGAGUCCUGAAAAAGUGGGUAUGGAAGGAAGAGAGCCUCUGCAUCCUCAGGCUCUAUCCUCCCUUUUAAUGGAGAACGCACCUUCCAGCACUACAAUGUGGAAACAUGCACUGAGGAUUUUCAUCAUAUUUUGCGUCCUCACCUUCAUUGGACUUUCAUGUUACAUACUAUUUUUUGAUGUUAUGUUUAUCUUUGAAAGCCUGCUCCCCACAGUGCUUGGACGCGGCAAAAUGUGGGAACUACGGGAGAUCAUCACGCCAUUCUUGAACUUGGAAGUGGAAGACUUGUUACCCUCCUAAAGACAUAGAAGUUACUGUUACCCUACUGACUUUCUCCUUAAUAAAGUUCUGGCUGUUCUUGUA